AUGUGGAUUUCUUUUUUGUUGCUUUAUUUUUUGAAAUAUGCAAAGAUUGAAGAGGACAAAGAUCUUUCUGCAAUGACAAACAUCCUCGGAGUGACCGAGAUGAGCUUAUCUACCAAUCAAGAAAGGUCAGUGACAGUGAUGGAGAAAAAGAGAUUGGUGUGGAAAGUAGAAGGCUCUUCUGGAGAAUCCAAGGUGGUUAGGGGAGGAGCUGUUGAUCCUGUAGAGCUGCUAGUGGAACUUGCUCCCAUGGAGAUCCGCAUUUUUGUCGUUGACUUAUUGUCUCACCCAUGGUGUUUGAUGCCUGAAAGAUUGGGGCAUUCGGCAUUGGACGAGGAUCAUAGCAAAUUUUGA
Messenger RNA from Ilex paraguariensis (yerba mate), 351 nucleotides. Lineage: Eukaryota; Viridiplantae; Streptophyta; Magnoliopsida; Aquifoliales; Aquifoliaceae. The record is from the annotation of a GenBank genome assembly.